Molecule: messenger RNA, 960 nt
Organism: Fraxinus pennsylvanica
Lineage: Eukaryota; Viridiplantae; Streptophyta; Magnoliopsida; Lamiales; Oleaceae
Source: the annotation of a GenBank genome assembly
AUGGUUUCUUCACUCUUAAACCAAGUAUUUUCGAAUGAGAUGGAUUGGGCAGAGUUUAAUUCUAUGUCCAGGCGUUGGACACGUAGGAGAGUUGCAGGAGUUAGCCUACUGAUAUGCCCAUUCUGGUUUCUGGCACAACUCACAUUUAACCUCUCUCUGAAGUAUACUACGGUUACGUCCAAUACCAUCCUAAGCAGUGCCUCCAGUUUGUUCACCUUUCUAGUCGCUCUUGUAUUCUUGGGUGAGAAAUUUACUUGGGUGAAACUGAUCAGUGUUCUGCUUUGCAUGGGAGGAACUAUAAUUGUCAGUUUAGGUGACUCAGAAACAGGAUUACGUUCAAUUGCUUCAAAUCCAGUUCUUGGCGACAUUCUGGCUCUUCUAUCUGCAGGCUUUUAUGCUGUGUAUAUUACCCUUAUUCGCAAAAAAUUGCCUGGUGAAGAUGAUUCAGAAAGUGGCCGUGCCAGUAUGGCACAGUUUCUUGGAUUUUUGGGUUUGUUCAACAUCUUGAUAUUCCUUCCUGUUGUGCUCGUAAUUGACUUUGCUAAACUGGAGCCAUUCAACACGCUUACCUGGAAGCAAGUUGGUCUAAUUGUGGGUAAAGGUUUGCUGGAUAACGUGUUGAGUGAUUACCUUUGGGCCAAGGCUGUCCUCCUUACAAGCACCACUGUAGCAACAGCUGGUCUUACAAUUCAGGUUCCUUUAGCGGCUAUUGUGGAUUCAGUGACCGGAAAUGCACCCCAUCUCUUGGACUAUAUUGGAGCUGCAGCUGUAAUGGUUGGUUUUGCUGGUAUUAACAUUCCUUCAGAAGCCUGUUCUGGAACUAAAGAAGCCAAUCUUGAACUAGAGAAUGGAAACCUCGAACCAUCUGGCCAAGAAGGCUUGUCAGCAAGGUUAAUUGGACGGAAGCUCGCAAUCUCUGACUUGAUCUCUCUUGCUGGUGAGUGGAAGCGCAGUGACUGA